Molecule: messenger RNA, 237 nt
Organism: Chaetomium globosum CBS 148.51
Lineage: Eukaryota; Fungi; Ascomycota; Sordariomycetes; Sordariales; Chaetomiaceae
Exons: 2
Coding region: 1-237 (78 amino acids)
Source: RefSeq, a predicted model, not a curated record
AUGACCAUUGCUACUGUGAAACGCGAUUCGUCGCCUGUCAGUUCGCGCGCGUUGGGUACCUGGCAGGCACUGGUGGGGUUCCGUUCCAACAGGCGAAACCGAGACAAGGCAGGAUUCCAUUCGAGAAGAACAGAACUGUCAAAACACCACCGCCAGAAAGAGAGAUGGGAGACUGCGCGGGGGGGAUUUGGAGAUGCCUCAAGAGUCCCGUCAAGGUGCGGCGAUGAUCCGAAUUAA